Molecule: messenger RNA, 473 nt
Organism: Cylicocyclus nassatus
Lineage: Eukaryota; Metazoa; Nematoda; Chromadorea; Rhabditida; Strongylidae
Source: the annotation of a GenBank genome assembly
UUAUCGAUUUUUUUUUCCAGAUGGCCCACUCCGUUGAUCGAAGCUUCUGCCCCUCGCGCUGUUCUGAGCGAGGGGUUUGUUUUGCUAGAGGGGCCGAUUACAUCUGUGUCUGUUACGACAUAGAUGUGUAUUCGCAAGAUUGUGGUAUUCCUGCUAUUGGCUCAUCUACGCUAGAGCCUCAUGUUUAUUAUCUGCUAUGGGCAGUGCUGAUUGCGGCUUUCGCGGUUGCGACGUUGACGUUAGCUGUAUCUAUUCGUCAAGUCGUCCGUGCAUGCCGCACUCGGCGCUGGAAGCCCGAGACGGUAAAACCGGUGAUUUCCGUCAUGGGUCGUAAUCCCUUGGGGCAGAAUCUUCGCCGUGGACUCACUGGGCACGCUCGAUGCUCACAAAAGAAACUACUGCGGAGCAAUGAGGACAACGCAACGUUGAAGAGGUGCGGUGGGUACGUGAAGAUCUUUACGGCGAAUGAGUGA